CAUCAGAAGAAAUUCAAUUCAGUUUCGCCUUUUAUUUCCUUUGCUUCUACAUGCAAUAACCUGAAUUCCACAUAUUAGAUUURAUGCAUUUUUGUAAAUGUGAAUCUACCUAACACAAAAUUUCCGAGCGAGGAAAACUGCGAGAGAUCAACGACUGUUGCUCGACUCCAUGAAGCUUGAAAUUCUCAGGCUGUAAGCUUAACUUACAUUUCAUCUACAACUUUAAUAUAACGAAGAGGGAGAAGUGGUUUUCCUAUCGAGCUCCUCUCAUGUCUUCUGAGAACAGCUUUGUAAGUGACCAUACAGUAGUGAAGGUAAAUGACAAGAGCAAACGAGUGAUUUUAAGACAACGUCUGGCCAUCCAAGGACUGGUGGUAUUAUGUCUUGUGGUGACGAUGCUGUUUGUAUGGCAACUCACCGUCAAUGUCACGAACAACAAGACUUCAAGCAAGGGAAACCGAAAACCAGACAAAACUGAUAAUCUUCUCAAGAUAGAAGGACAGCCGUGUCCGAUUGUUCCGUCUCAGCAGCUACUCCCCAGGCUACUACCGGUCACAGUAAGCAACGCCUUGGACGUUGUUGACGUUGUUUAUCGAUCGUUGACCGAACUGGAUGAAUUGGAAGGAUUAGCGGCRAGYCUAGURUACAAAGAUAAAGUCGUUUGGAAGAAAACAUUUGGAGUCAAAGACAAAAAAGACGCCACUUCCACGRCUCCCGAUGAAAAUACUGUAUUCAGGGUGGCGAGCGUCAGUAAAAUUCUAACGGUGCUGUUUGUGUUUAAUUUGCUGCGCACUGGAAGUAUAUCUAGCCUAGACGAUCACCUUGACAAAUAUGAGCCUAACUUUGUUGUGGUUAACAAAUUCAAUUCGGACAAGAUUACGCUAAGACACAUUUUGACUCAUACAUCUGGUCUACCAAGAGAAGUACCGUGUGGAGAGAACUGGUCUAAAAGUAGCACCAAUCUAUGUCCUGUAAAUACCACCUAUGUACUGGAAAAGCUUAAAACUAUGUCUCUGAAAUCGCCUCCUGGYCGAGAACCAAACUACAGUAAUCUAGGUUUUGCUCUUAUGGCUCGUAUUCUUGCCCAGCGGUUUGCCAAUGGAAACUACGAGGACUGGGUCAUACGUAACAUUCUUCUUCCAUUAAAUAUGAGAAACUCUGGGUUUAACGUAAAAAGUAUGUCAAGUAAUAGAGCAUUGAGUUAUGGACUGAAUGGACUCAACUCCAAUGUGGACUGGGGCUGGGCUGCGCCUGCAUUCCAGUUGUACUCAUCAGCAGCGGAUUUAUCAAAGUUAAUGAUGGCAUUUUUCCAAGCCGCUCCUUUAAGGAUGGUGAGACCAGAUCUACUUAUUCAGAUUCUUACACCAAACUUUGUCUACCCCGAUGGCACAACAAUGGUUGGGAUGGGAUGGGAGAUGAAGCUCACAGGAUCGUAUAUAUUGGUAUCUAAGUCUGGAAUUGUUCCUGGAUAUUCUGCUGGGUUUGUGUUCUAUCCAAAGCUACAGUUAGGUGCUGUUGUUCUCAUGACUGGCCGAGAAAUUGCACCGUUAGGAGCCGAGCUACUGCUGAAACCUUUAGCACAACGAUUUGUGCUAUACAUGGUGAAUCAAGUACAGAUCAAAGCCCCCCCUGAUCCUAAGAAGUACCUAGGUGCGUACGAUCUCGUCUCGAAAUGGAUACAAACGGUAGUUUUUAAUAUAACACUACAAGACAAUGUACUUCAACUAAAGCAGUCACCAGGCUUCCCUCAAGUCUCAUAUCUUAAUUUCAUUGAAGACAAUCUAUUGGAAUUAGUAUAUAAACCAGGGUUUACGUGUCCAGUUUAUGGAAUGGGACAAAACCACGAAAGACUACGCUUCAAAGACGCUGAUUCUAGUGGACGAUCGCCAGGUUUUCAGUUCGGUUCAUUUCAGUUUGUAAGAGCUAAACACACGAGUAAAUCUCUGGUAACGCCCGUCAAUUCUAAAAUGCCUUUAUCGAAAAUAUUUUAAAUACUACGACGAUAAAAAAUCCAUGCAGCCCUGGAUAUGAGAUGAUAUCCUAGUKCUUGAGUAGCCAAUCAAAGCGRGAGGUGCUGUUUUGUGGUGAAUAUGAUACAUAUUUGACGAAUCUGCUGGCAGAAAUCAGAAGUACUGGUGCAUUUUGACAUUAUUUAAGUGCGCACAUCGUACGGCAUUAGCGCUUAUACUGGUCCUAGUGACUGGGUGCGUAAUGCUCUCUGGGAAAGCCAUUUCUAUUUAUUGGUACACGGCAAAACGUCUAGAGUAGAUAUAUUUAUUAAACGAUUAAUCUUGUUGAUAUCGCGCGUUUCAUAAAAAAAUCGUUUUUACACAAAGUAGGUAUGGUUUGUAUUGAAUUUUGUAUUAUAUAUUUAAAGGAAAAUAAUAUAUAUUUUUUUGGGCAUAUAGUUUGAAUACGAUAGUAUAUAGUGUGAAGAACAAGAGAAGAGUACUAUAUUUAUGAUAUAAUAAUAAUUAAUAAAGAAAAAAUUGAAAAC
Exaiptasia diaphana is the source of this 2497-nucleotide messenger RNA. RefSeq names its product putative beta-lactamase-like 1. The coding region runs from base 270 to 1991 and encodes 573 amino acids. The record is from RefSeq and is a predicted model, not a curated record. NCBI's taxonomy places the organism in Eukaryota, Metazoa, Cnidaria, Anthozoa, Actiniaria, Aiptasiidae. The transcript has 13 exons.